Messenger RNA from Chara braunii, 1253 nucleotides. The record is from the annotation of a GenBank genome assembly. NCBI's taxonomy places the organism in Eukaryota, Viridiplantae, Streptophyta, Charophyceae, Charales, Characeae.
UCGAAAGUUCUGGUCUGUCAUGAACUUCAUUGUUGUUAGGGAGAGCGGGGCAGUGAUGUUGAAGGUGGUUGACAUGUCCAAGAGGAAGAAGAAUGCAGUUUCGUUGGCGAAAUUGUGGGAAGGGGUGAUUCGAGAGAUUGGAGUGCAGAGAGUCAAUGCUUUGUGCACGGACAACGCAGAGGUGAACAAGCAUGCAGCGAGAAUUUUGAGGAGGAGAACGGACCUGAACAUUUCGUGGAUUCCUUGGGCGUCGUGUGCUGCUCAUUGUCUGAACCUGUUGCUGAAGGGGAUAUGUGAAGAGUCGUGGGUGCAAAAACUGCACAAGAGGGGCAAGACGAUUGUGAAGUGUAUCAAGAACCACCACAAGACAGCGCAAUUGUUCAAGGACUGUUCGGAGAUGGAGCGCAGCAGGACACUUAUCAUGUCGAUGGAAGUGCGUUUUGCCUCCGUCUACAUGAUGUUGGAAAGGCUACUCGACCGCAAGAAGGUGUUGAAGGCGAUGAUGAAGGAAGGGUGGCUUGGGAUCAAAUGGGCUGCUCGGAAGAAGCGCAAGAUAGCGGAAACGGUGUAUCUGACAGUCAGGUGGAUGAGUCCAGCGACACGGGACAACAACGAUGACGGGAAGGAUCUGGUUUGGAGGGGGAAGGGAAAAAAACAUAAGGAUAUCGAAUGUUUGGAUGCUGCACGUCAUCAAGAAGGGAAAGCGCAGGUGGAAGAAGUUGAUGAUGAUAGUGAUUCUCACGAGGAGGAUGAAGUACAAGAAAUGGACUUCGCACUUCGCGCACCUGUGGAGUCGGAUGAGGACUCCGAUGACGGGGACAAUGAAGUACAAGAAAUGGACUUCGCGCUUCGCACACCUGUGGAGUCAGAUGAGGACUCCGAUGACGGGGACGAUGACGAUGACGAUGACAUGACACUGAGGCAGGACGGAGGUCACCCGAACAAUGACCUCGAGUUCUUGCUGCCUCGUACCCGUGACAGCCACCAUGCCACGCAGACCGAGGACGAGGCCAUGCGAGCUCUUGCGCAAGCUCUCGCAAAGAGAGAUCAUGCCAUCGUCAUGUGGAGCGUGGAGGAGGAUGCAGCGAGGGAUGUGGUAAUUCCUCGUCGUAGAAAAGUGGAGGGGAGGGAUUUGAUGUUGUUCCAGCGGGGACUGCAAGCGGGGUGUCAACAGCAGUAGGAGCUGCGGCAGAAGCGGCCCAUUCAGCAGCAGGUGGAGAAGAGACUGGACCACCGCUGGAAGCAACAGCAAG